Messenger RNA from Harmonia axyridis, 3861 nucleotides. Its product is annotated as xylosyltransferase oxt. The transcript has 5 exons. Lineage: Eukaryota; Metazoa; Arthropoda; Insecta; Coleoptera; Coccinellidae. Bases 409 to 3090 code for a protein of 893 amino acids. Gene Ontology annotation, molecular function: protein xylosyltransferase activity. Gene Ontology annotation, biological process: heparan sulfate proteoglycan biosynthetic process; chondroitin sulfate proteoglycan biosynthetic process. Gene Ontology annotation, cellular component: membrane. The record is from RefSeq and is a predicted model, not a curated record.
GUUUUCUAUGCGAAAUGUCAAAAUACGAAAUCAUAAAAAUAAUAUUUCCCAAAUUAAAAAACAAUAAAUUUUUAUUAGAAUAGCGAAAUAGCGUAAUUUUCACCGAUGUAAAGCAAAGAAAUAUUAUAUUUGAAACAUAAGGGUACACAAAGUCACAAAAUAUACAUAUUAAAAAAAUGAACUAACCUCUUGGCAUUUGGGAUUCAACAAACAUUUGAAAAUGUACCUUAAGGAAUGAAAUGAAUCAUCAAAAUACUUGCGGUGAAGGCAGGAAACCAAAUAUAAAUAAAUAUAAGUGGCCACAAAAUGAUAAGAGAGAGAAUAACAUAAACAUUAAAUUGGGUAAUUGAAUGCUUUGUAAGAAGGGGAGAUAAUGAUUCAAGUAUUAGGUUACACACCAAAUUUGAAAUGGUUAUAGUUCGAAAUACAGCUCUCAGAUGGAUUCGAAGAUACAAAGUGUUCUUCAUUUUUGGCACCACUAUACUCCUUUUCCAAAUAUUCCUCACUUUAAAGUUCUUCGCUCUCAGUAGGAACAAUAAAGAACAAAUAUGGCAGCCUACAUAUGAAAGAAUAGAAAAAAAUGGGUACAGUAGUGAAGGAAGGAUUAAAAGUGGCUCUUUUGAUGAGGAAGUUGCUAGUAAUUUUAAUCAGUAUAAAAAUAGUAAGGUCAAAGCAAGCAAAUUUCAUUUGAAAUUGGAAGAACUGGGCUUCACACCAAAUUGUAAAAUAAGUGGACGUGAAGCUAUAUCAGCGAUCAACAGAGCAAAAAGUACGAAAUGUAAGCAUUUAAUAGCUAAUAUUACUUGCCUCAGCUUAGAAGAGAAAUUGUAUCCUAAAAGACUGCCUAAUUUUUGUAUGGAUAAGAAAAAUAGCUCAGGGAAAGCUCUUGGUUGUUUCAAAGAUGAGAAAGAUUUUAGAUUGUUAAGUGGUUAUUACGGAUUAUUCAAUAAGGAUAAUUCUCCUGAACAUUGUGUGCAGCUAUGUCUUCAAUCAGGUUUCCCAUAUGCUGGAGUAGAAUAUGGUAAUGAGUGUUUUUGUGGCAUCGAUGAACCACCAGUCAGUAAAAAGCUUCCUGAUUCCUCCUGCAACCUAAAAUGUCCUGGUAAUGCUCAUGAAACAUGUGGAGGUCAUUACACAUCUAAUAUUUAUAGUACAGGAAUCAAAAGAUUUGUUCCUCAAGUGGCCAAUACUGAAAGCAAUAACGCAAAACCAGUUCGUAUAGUAUUUUUGUUAACACUCAAUGGUAGAGCUCUGAGACAGGUCACUAGGUUGUUGAAGCUCCUGUACCAUAAAAAUCAUUUUUAUUAUAUACAUGUAGAUGUGAGGCAAGACUAUCUAUUCCGAAAACUUCUUUUUUUGGAGAAACGAUUUUCGAACAUAAAACUAAGUCGCAAACGAUUUGCUACCAUUUGGGGUGGUGCGUCUCUCCUCAAAAUGUUGAGAGCCUGUAUGAACAAUUUGUUACACUUGAAAUGGGAAUGGGAUUUCGUGUUGAACCUUAGUGAAUCUGACUAUCCAGUAAAGACAGUUGAAAAACUAACAGACUUUUUGUCUGCAAACAGAGACAAGAAUUUUGUCAAAUCCCACGGUAGAGAAGUGCAGAGAUUCAUACAGAAACAGGGUUUAGACAAGACCUUUGUGGAAUGUGAUACCCAUAUGUGGAGGGUUGCUGACAGGAAAUUACCCUGGGGUAUCCAAAUCGAUGGCGGUAGUGAUUGGGUAGCCCUGAACCGUGAGUUCGUAAACUAUGUGGCUGGAGAUAACAUCGACAGUUUAGUCAAGGGACUUCUGAAAAUAUUCCAUCAUACAUUACUUCCAGCAGAAUCAUUUUUCCAUACAGCCUUAAGGAACUCCAUUUAUUGCAACACAUACAUUGACAACAAUCUGCACGUAACGAAUUGGAAAAGAAAGCUGGGUUGUAAGUGUCAGUAUAAGCAUGUAGUAGAUUGGUGCGGUUGUAGCCCCAACGAUUUCAAACCAGAAGACUGGCCAAGGAUUCUAGGUACUGAAACUCGUACCUUGUUUUUCGCCAGAAAAUUCGAACCAAUAAUCAGCCAGUCCAUCAUUUAUCAAUUGGAGCUCUGGUUGUUGAAUUUGGAGAAGCCAAGGAUUCCUGUGAAAUCACUGAAUUCUUACUGGCAGAGUAUCUAUCACUACCAAGACUUGGGUUUGGAAGCCGAUAAAGGUUUGCAAACCAUUUCUCAGGCAGCUAUAAGAAACUGGUUAUAUUCCUUCGAAAACACAACAUGUAUUCCAAAAGUCGAUAAAAUCAUCGAAAUAACUUCAUAUCAUCACAAAGACAAUUAUAAAUAUACUCUCGUCAAGUUUAAAACAUCUUUAGGUAUCUUUCAAUUAGCUUAUUCUCAUCUUCAGACGCUGUCCUUGUUGAAAUCUUCACCUUUGACAAAUAAACUGGAGCAUCUCUCCGUCAACUCUGACUAUGAUCAAAAAGAACAAAUAUCGCGAAAUUUCGCUAGGAUACUAACAGUCCAUUCCGAUUUCGUCCUUAUAUAUCAGUUUUCUCCAAUUAUCUCCUCGAAGACGUACAACAUAUCAUUCUUAUGGAUUGACCCAACUGGGAAGCUAGUCGAAGUAUCCGAUAUUAAUAUAGAUGAAAACAAUCUCAUAGGCCAUAUUAAAGUUAAUAUGCACCAACCACACAUACCUGGAUCUUGGUCCGUUAAGUUGAUCCAUAAAAAUACCCCCUUAGUCGAAUAUAGAUUUCUAAUUACACCAAUAGAAGCCAUCGUUGAGCAACCUAAAGUAACUUCAUCAUCUUCGAAUGAGCCGGUGAAGUCCUUCGAUGAGACCUACAAGAAAUUCACACCAAACGCAUCCGAUAGGGAUGUGCUUGAACGUCUUAGCUUGGCAAACUCUCAACUGAAGGGUGAUGACCUGGAGAAGUGGAUAGAUUCCCUCUUCUCGAAAUUCUAUUCGGUGGAGAGAGAGUGUGUUGUGAAGCAAACUGAGGUUUGCAAUAGGGCGAUGAAUGUUUGCUCUAAAUCGAGCUGGAGUUCUUAUUAUCCAGAUCCAAAAAGUGCCAUAGAAGAGGUGAACAAGACUACAGGGUCUUUCGAUUUGUGGUUAUGAGACUAGUGGUUUUUGCGAAUUUUCGAUAUUGUGAUAUACCUUGGUGCUCAACUAUUUGAUAUUUAGAUGUAAAGUCAAUGGCCAUUGUAUAUUUUUUCAGAGAUGAUGGAAUCUAUGUUUAAGGAAAAAUGCCUUGGUUCACAUGGAUCUACUAUUCGAUUUAAUUUUUUAAUGGGAUAAAAUAAACGUUUUUGAAUAAAGUAGAAGGUAUUAAAGUGUAUAAAAGGCAUAUUAUAUGACAACUUCAUUUUCAAAGCGAGCAUUGAACUCUAAUUUCAAAAAGAGUGUGGUUAGUUCAGCCUUCAAGCCCUCAGAGAAAUUCAAUUAUUUCAUAAAUCUAUAACAUUUUAGACACAAUAGUUUAGUUCAAAUAAAAAAUAAUUGUAAAGAGGAAAGUUUAAAAGUUUCAACUAAUUUCUAACGUUUACUCUCAUUCUAUCAUAUCGACUGAAUAGUAACACAAAGAUAGGUUAGGUUAACGGUAUUGACAUUAAAAGUUAAUGUCAACAUUUUUAUUAAAAACAAUGAUAGGUUAAGUUAGAAGAUUUUGACUAAAUUUGCUAGAUAUUUUUCAUAUAGAGCUAGUUCCAUGUGAACCAUAACUUUAAUUAUAAAGAUUUCUGUAUACUUGCCCAGUAACGUGCAAAUCGGAGGUGGAAUUUAUGGUUUUGAAGUCCUUAGGUAACCUAUAUUAUACAGGUUGUUAAUAAACGACUGCAAAAAAUGUAAGAAUUGAUUUUUUGUUUUUUAUCAAAAAAAAAUUAUUGGACC